ACUAUGCACCAUUAUUUCUUCCGGCUGUCCUUACCAUUCUCCUGUUGUCUGUUGCAGUCUUUAGAAGAAAUCAUGAUGGAGACGCGCACCCCUCUGGAAUGGCACUUCAAGCAGUUGGACCAUUCCAUGGGACUCAGCUUUAGAAAUAAUUUCAAUUUUGCUUUAGUUGGUCACUUACUCAAAGGGUUCCGACACACGUCUCCUACAACGGUAUCUCGGACUAUUCGGGUCCUGAAUCAGUUACUGGUCAUCACUGUGAAACCAUUAAAUAGGGAUAAGUUUGAAGUCACCCCUCAGACGGUUCCAUAUUUGGCAGCAUUGGUUUCUGUGUCCGAAGAGGUCCGCAGUCGAUGUCAUCUGAAGCAUCGGGUCAGCCAGUAUGUGAUGACCGACUCACCGUCCUCGGACAGCAUCAAUGCUGCCGAGCCAGAAACGCCGAACACGAGCAUCGGACCCAGUGCAUCGGCGCACUCCAUGUCUUCGCCCUCCAUCCAGACGCCCGCCAAUGCCCAGCCCUCCAUAACACCUGUCACUCGUCGCCAGAAGAGCUGGGACAUUCUUGAUAAGAGCGCCAUCUCUGUGGCCAGGAACAACACACAUUUGAUGCAAAAUCAGAGUUUUUGGUUGCUGCCAAGGGAGCCCUCCUUCGAUGGGGGCUCAGCAAACAAGAGGGCACAGCUCCAGGUGAACAGUCCCAAAGUUUGGCGUAGCUUUGAUGCAGAUUCUUCCACCCGGCCGCCAUUGUUUAAGACUCGUAGCAGUUCCAUGCCAACCCCAGGCUCAAAGAAGUUAGACAGCUCCAAGUCCGGCUUGAACUUGCCGCGCAGCGGACGUGGAUCGGUGUCGAAUGAAAACAACGUGUUGCUAGAUCCUGAAGUGCUGACAGGUUACGAUACGCAAGUCCUCGUACUCACUGUCUUGGCAACUUUGGUCCGUAACACAACAGAUGAAAAUGAAGCUCGAAUAUUGUACGAAUAUUUAGCGGAGGCGUCAGUUGUCUUUCCUCGUGUUUUUCCUGUGAUACAUAGUCUCCUUGAUGCCAAAAUCAAUUCGGUGUUAUCGUUAAGCCAAGACCAGGCCAUCCUCAACGCCGUACAAAGCAUCAUCCAAAAUAUGAUUGCCUGCGAGGACUCAUCCCAGCAGCAGCUGUCGUUUCUCCAGAGUAUUGGGUUUGGUGGACUGUGGAGGUUUGCUGGUGUAUUUUCCAAGACAACGCAACCGAGCGACAACGCAGAGCUGUUUGUCAAGGUUUGCAAAUUGAUGGUUGAAACAUGUCUCCCCAGCGGCGAACCUGACCUCUUCAACUCCUCCUCCCACUACUACAACAACAACAACAACAACAACAACAUUACCAACCUCAACAACAAUAUUAACAACAACAACAACUACAACAACACCACCAGCAGCAGCAGCAGCAACAACGGCAGCAGCCUUGCCAUCGUGUCCAACCUGAAUUUGUCAAGCUCCAUGUCCAACCUGAGCGUGGGAAGUUUACACUCACCGACGGAGAAGGACUCAACGCUUGACGGUUUUGUUUUCUCUGGUUCGUGCUCUCUCAACAAUGGCAGCCGUAUGCGUCAUGUGUCAGCAAACAACGUCUCCAGUAAGGUGACCCGGUCGGGUAGUUUGAAACGGAUGGAUAGUGUUGGGAAGAGGCACGCUUCGUUCCAACACGAUUAAAUGGAAAAAAAACUGAAAUGAGAAAAAAAAAAAAAAUUUUUUUUUUCUGUUGGGGGGAAAAAAAGAAAAGAAAAAGUUUGAAAGUAAAA
This is a messenger RNA of Octopus sinensis (East Asian common octopus), 1769 nucleotides long. Its product is annotated as neurofibromin. NCBI's taxonomy places the organism in Eukaryota, Metazoa, Mollusca, Cephalopoda, Octopoda, Octopodidae. The coding region runs from base 4 to 1680 and encodes 558 amino acids. The transcript has 10 exons. The record is from RefSeq and is a predicted model, not a curated record.